AUGGGGGCCCCGCGGCGCCGCCGGCACCGCCCGCCCACGGCACGGGGGCGGGGAAGGGGAGGGGAUGACCCGGCCCAGACAGCCCCAAACGGGACUACAACUCCCAGCGUGCCUUGCGCGCCUCUUCCCUGCCCCACUCUCCACCCCGCUGGAGAGUCCAGCCCGCGUUUUUCCCGCCUUCUGAUUGGUCGCCGCCGGGCGCCGGCUGUGUGCCGAUUGGCCGCCCGCCACGUGCGGCUGGUGUUGCUCGGCGCGGGCGGCGGAGGCGCGGAGGCGGCGGGGGCGGGGCGCGUAAAUGUUGCAUUGCAGCUUUCAACAGGCACAGCUGGAGACUGUAGGAAGACACAUGCCAAAGUGAGUCUCAAUCCCCUGAGACACCUGCAAGAGGUAGAACACUGCAUGGCAAAGCAGCACUUGCCACAGGCACACCACUGGGUUCCUCUGGCAAGACUCUUCAGCAGCUUGCGGGGAAGAGUUUUAUCCCAGUCAGACAGCUGUGCCUCAAAGUAUCAGGUUUUGCGUAAGGCUAAGACAUCUAUCCAGAAGCUGGAGCAAACCUUGUGUUCUUUGCUGAAGAUGAAAGCGAGCUGCAGUCUGGAGGAUGGGAGCCCAUCCAGCUUGGAGGAAGUCAGGGAGGAAUAUGUCAGGAGGCAAUUUGGCAGUCAGAGCACUACAUCAGCCUCAGAAGAUAUGAGUGAAAGUGACUCUGCCAUCUGGUAUUUGCUUCAAGAAUGUGAAAAACAAACACUGGAAGAAUACGAGAAGCCAGAAUUGAUCCAGUUUUCAGACACUUUUUCCCCAGAUCUAGUGGAAUUUGAACGAUACCUGUAUUUUUAUAAGCACACAGUGGACCUGCUGGUAGAGCAUGGAAUUGUUUGCACUGGAGAGGUGCCUCUUCCUGAGGUCUCCACAGCUAUUUCCCAUCUCUGGCAAGAGCUUUCUGAAGAGAGCAGGGACAGCAUCUUACAGUACUGUAGCCAGAGAGAUUUCCUCAUGGAUCCCAAGGCUGCUUGCCCAGAGCCUGCUUGCACUGAAGGUAGUGUGAGGGACAGCGGAGGUAACAGUGAGGAAGCCAGUGGUUCCUCAGUCUCCACACCAGAGGAAGUGAUGUUUGAAGAUGCAUUUGAUGUUGCUGCUGGUUUCCUUGACAGAAGCAAGGCUCAGGGAUUGUCCAGCCAGAGUUCAGCAUUUGCAAGCUGCACUUCUGAAAAUCCAGAGGAUCACCAGAGACUCUAUCUGCAGGUCACUGACUUCCUAAAACACCUCUUCUUCACUAAUACACAGUUUUGCCAGGAAGAAGAUGUUCACUAUGAUCAUGAGACCGUGAUGCUGCGGUGCACGGAGACCUUCGAUGAUGAAGAUUUCUAA
Messenger RNA from Haemorhous mexicanus (house finch), 1368 nucleotides. RefSeq names its product stimulated by retinoic acid 8 (gene STRA8). The record is from RefSeq and is a predicted model, not a curated record. The coding region runs from base 1 to 1368 and encodes 455 amino acids. Gene Ontology annotation, biological process: meiotic cell cycle; cellular response to retinoic acid. The transcript has 9 exons. NCBI's taxonomy places the organism in Eukaryota, Metazoa, Chordata, Aves, Passeriformes, Fringillidae.